CUCAUCUCCUUUCUCUUUUCUUUGCAGUCUCGUCUCCAAGCGUUUCCUGUGUGUGUGGGGACACAGCUUGCGAGGCGUUCGAUCUCAGGGUUUUGGUUAUCGAUUCAGUCGCCGGUGUGACUUUUCUCUGUUCUUCCUUCGGUUGCGUGUUUAAUACUCGCUGUGCUCUUGGUCCUCCUCAGUCUGUGUAAAGUUUCGUUAAGUUUUCCCUCUUCCUGACCUGAUUGGACCCGAUUGGAUCCUUGAGGCUUGCGACUCUGUUGACAAGCAGAGAGAGGGAUUUCGAUUUGGAUCAUGACCUGUGAGUCUGGAACUUUGAGUUGUACACUGGAGCAAUUUGUUUGACUCUUGCUGCAUUUGUGCCAUUAGGCCGGCGCUGAGGCCGGGUGGUUUGGCCUAGUUGUUGUAGGAACCGGGAGUUGUGUGACUUAGGGCAAGGGAUUGGUCGAGCAGUGAUUGAUUGGCUGUAGGCUCAUUGCAAUAUAUUUCGCGUCGGUAUGGCGUCCGAGGACGUGCUAGAUCGCGAUUUGCUGUUUCGGAAAAUGAAGACCAAGUCCGAAAACAAGAUGUGUUUCGACUGCAAUUCGAAGAAUCCCACUUGGGCGUCAGUGACGUAUGGAGUGUUCAUAUGCCUGGACUGUUCAGCUCUACAUCGUAGUCUCGGUGUCCACAUUAGUUUUGUCAGGUCCACCACUUUGGAUACUUGGAACCAGGAUCAAUUGAAGUUAAUGAGCUUGGGUGGCAAUGGCCGAGCACAUGUGUUCUUUAAACAGCACGGUUGGACUGAAGGAGGACGAAUCGAAGCGAAGUAUACCUCAAGAGCAGCAGACCUCUAUCGCCAGCUCCUAGCCAAGGAAGUGGCUAAGAGUGUGGCUGCUGCUGCUGCUAACAGUGCCUCUCAGAAGUCGAAGGGGGCUCCAUCGCCCAAAGUCGAUGACUUUUUUUCUGUAGAACAUCCGAAAGAGCGUGCUGACCCCACUCCUGCACCCAUGCCUGCUCCUGCUCCUGCUGCUGCCCCACCUCCCACUCACACCCCAGCUAUCAGUGCUCGACCAAUUACCAGUGGAUCAAGAAAGCCAAGUUUAUCUCUCGGAGCCAAGAAAGUUGGUGCAACCAAAUCUGGAGGUCUUGGUGUAAAAAAACUCACCACAAAGACCAGCGAAGACCUUUACGAUCAAAAGCCAGCUGAGGUACAGCCCGAACCAGCAGCUCCAGCACUUUCAUCUGGGGCAACCACGCAAUCGGCUCCGCGGUCAUCGCGCUUCCUGUACAUGGAUGAUGUCCCAGCAAGCAAUGACUCUGAUCAUAAAAACUCCAGCUCUAGCCAUGUAGCUCCCCCCUCAACAAAUUCAGAUUUCUUUUCCGAGUUCGGAGGAUCUCCUGUCAAGUCCUCAUUCAACAGUGGACGUGCCAAGACACAGGUUGACGACAGCCAUGAGGCACAAAAGAAAUUUGCCAAUGCCAAAUCCAUCUCUUCUGCACAGUUUUUUGGUGAUCAAUAUAAAAACAAUGAUCAGGGAAAUUCUGGGCGUCUAGAGAAAUUCGCUAACUCGUCCUCUAUAUCGAGUGCUGCCUAUUUUGACCGUGAAGAAGUUGGCUCUCCCGGCAGUUCUUCUAUUGACGUUACGGCGAGUGAGCUCAUGUCUAAACUCACAUACCAGGCCUCGCAGGAUAUUUCAGCCUUAAAAAACAUGGCAGGAGAAACUGCCACGAAGUUCUCGUCUAUCGCUUCAAGUUUUAUUGCAGAUCUACAGGAUCGCAUCAGGUAGAUAGCAUUUAAUUCUUGCUUCGAGGGUUGCAUGCUUUGCUCUAAAAAUCUAAGAAACUGCUGUCUAGUUUCUAGUUGCUCACCAGAAAACUUCGAUCAGCUUCUGAUAUAAUAGAUGUUAGGCUGGAAGAUAGAACUGCAUAUACCUUUGGGCUGCUGCUCUUUCAGCAUGGUGUGCUUCACUUACAAUUAUAAUUACCUAUCUGCUUCAUGGUGGAUUAUCUGUGCAACAGUGGGUUUAUCAGGACCAUUCAGUUAUUUCUUAUAUCUUGACACUGGUAUCAGCCUUGAA
This is a messenger RNA of Physcomitrium patens, 2060 nucleotides long. Its product is annotated as putative ADP-ribosylation factor GTPase-activating protein AGD8. The record is from RefSeq and is a predicted model, not a curated record. Gene Ontology annotation, molecular function: GTPase activator activity. Gene Ontology annotation, biological process: COPI coating of Golgi vesicle. Lineage: Eukaryota; Viridiplantae; Streptophyta; Bryopsida; Funariales; Funariaceae.